CCCUGGGGGUGGUGGCACCCCUGAUGGUGACACCCUGGGGGUGGUGGCACCCUGGUAUUGGUGACACCCCUGACAGCGGCACCCUGGGGAUGGUGACACCGUGGGGGUGGUGGCAUCCAGGGGAUGGUGACACCCCUGACGGUGCCACCCGGGAAAUAGGACAGGCGGUGACACAUCCCGGGAACGGCACCGCGGAGGCCGCGGGGACAAGGUGGGGACAGGGUGUCCCCGCUGUCCCCAUGCCCUCGCGGCUCCUGUCGCUGCUGCUGGCCCCGACGCGGCUCCUGCUGGCCCUGCGGCGGCUCCUGGCCCGGGGGGGACUCGCGGUGGCCGCGGUGGCCUCGGGGGUGGCCUUCGGCCUCUGGGGGGUGGCGCUGCUGCUGCGCCGGGGACCCCGCGCCACCUUCGGGUGGCACCGCAGGGCCGCGGCCCCGCCCGGGCUGGCCGAUGGCACCUUCGGGGAGCACCGGCACCUGCGGCUGCAGGGCUCGGGGCUGCGUCUCCACUACGUCACCCGGGGUCCCCCCGGCGCCCCCCUGAUGCUGCUGCUCCACGGCUUCCCCCAGAACUGGUUCUGCUGGCGUCACCUGAUGCAGGAGUUCAGCCCCCGCUUCCGCGUGGUGGCCCUGGACCUGCGGGGCUACGGGGACUCGGAGAAGCCCCCGGGCAGGGACAGCUACCGGCUGGAGCUGCUGCUCGGGGACAUCUGCGAGGUCAUCGAGGCCUUGGGGACGCCCCCGGGGGCGCCGCGCUGCGUCCUGGUGGGGCACGACUGGGGCGGCGUCCUGGCCUGGGAGGUGGCCUCGAGCCACCCGCAGCUGGUGGAGAAGCUGGUGGUGAUGGACGCGCCCCAGCGCGGCGUCAUGGCAGGUUUCACCGCCCGUCACCCGUCGCAGCUGCUCCGCUCCUGUUACAUUUUCCUGUUCCAGCUGCCCUGGCUGCCCGAGCUGCUCCUGUCCCUGGCCGACUUCCAGCUGGUGAGGACGUUCCUGACCAGUGUCCAGACGGGCAUCCAGGACCCGGCGUGGCAGCUCUCGGAGCAGGAACUGGACUCGUACCUGUUUGGGCUGUCCCAGCCCGGGGGGCUCAGCCCCCCCAUCCACUACUACCGGAACCUCUUCCGGGACACCCCGGUGCCCCGGGAGCCGCCCCCUUCCCCCACGCUGCUGCUCUGGGGGUCCCGCGACGCCUUCCUGGACCCGCGCCUUGGCCCCGCCCACCUGCGCUGGCUCCGCCCCCCGGCGCGGCUCCGCCUCCUGCCCGGCGCCUCCCAUUGGCUGCCCGAGGAGAGGCCCCGCCCCCUGGCGCAGCUGAUUGGAGAGUUCCUGGGGGGCGGGGACAAGGAGGGGCCGUAGCCACGCCCAGAGCGGGGGGUGGGCGGGGCGGGGUGGUCUCAACAUCUGGAAUUGAUCCCCACACCUGGGGGGGCCC
Molecule: messenger RNA, 1431 nt
Organism: Corvus hawaiiensis (hawaiian crow)
Lineage: Eukaryota; Metazoa; Chordata; Aves; Passeriformes; Corvidae
Product: epoxide hydrolase 3-like
Exons: 7
Coding region: 24-1355 (443 amino acids)
Molecular function (GO): hydrolase activity
Source: RefSeq, a predicted model, not a curated record